CUUUGCAGUUUGAGGUUGGUUGUUCUUUUGUUGACACAAACUGCAGUCUUCCGCAGCCACCUUUUACAGUUCAUUUAAGAGAAAAGUCUACUUUGGUUUGGUAGAUCGAAAGUCUUUAAAAAGGUGCUUAAGAUGGUAAUGUGGGUACACAAUCGACGCUAAACAGGGCAGUCAAUAUGUCAAGCCUCAUAAUAUUGGAGUCGGAUGCAGGGGAACUGGGAGACAUUGAUGACAGACUUCAGAAAGAUGGCUACAGAACCAACCUUCCAGUUGAGCACAAACUUCGCUAUUUUUGGAGACAGUUUCUUCGAUCUGAAACCAGUCUUAAAUCCUCUCUGGAGAGUGUUGAGCAGCUGCGUAAACAGCAUGGAGAAGAAAUGAUCGAGGUGGAGAACUAUGUUGCACACAUAAGACAACUGUCAGAUGAAAGAGAAGCAUUGACUCAAGAACUGGAGACUGAAAACGAGCAGCUUAAGGCAGAACUUGAGCAAAUGAAAGUUGAAAAAGAGGCAGGAGCUUAUGUCUCAGAGGAUAUAUGUGACUUGUUAACUGAGUCUGGCUUGACGCAAAUCGGAAGAGACACUAAUCCAGUUAAGGAACAGGUGAAUUACUUGAUAAAGGAAAGAGCUUCACUGUCAGAGAAAGUAAAAAGUCUUGAACUUGAUAAUGAAACACUAAAGAAUAAUUCAAACUCAGAGCAGUCAGAUAAGCGGCUAAUGAAAAUUAUGGAGGAAGAGAGGAAAGACAUGGAAGAGGAGAUGAAUAGAAUGCGCGAAAUGAUGAAGCAAGUGAAACAGGAAGAAAGGAAGAUUCAUGAACAAGAAGUAAAGAAAGUUACAGAUGAGAAUGACAGCUUGAGAGCCCAGCUGGAUAAAGUUGAAAAACAGCAUAGUGAGGACUUGAAAGAACUAAUUAACAGACAUCAAGGAGAAAAAUUGAAAUUGCUGGAGGAAAGAGACCAAGAGAAAGAAAAAACUACUGCUCAUGCGGGCAAGGCUGAUAGAGUAAUGGCAGAAGUUGAGGAGCUGAAAGGGAAAAUGAAAUCCAUUGAACUUGAGAAAACAUCUCUACAAACCACAGUACAGUCACUGGAAGAGGAAAUUGAUAAAGAAAAGGAAGAAAUUAGUAAAACAAAAGCAUCUCAAGAAGCUUCAAUCAAGAAACUCAAAACAGAACUAUCUGGCACUAAGCAAAAGCUCCAAGAGACAGAGGUAAAACUCAAAACAAUUGAAGAGGAAAAGAGGACCGUUGAAACUCGGCUACAGGUGGCACAAAAAGACCUUACAACCAUCCGUGAUCGGGAAGCAAAACUAUCCAGUGAGAAGGACAAUGUUUUGACUGAAGCUAAAUCUUCAACUCAAAAGCAACAAAUUAGAAUACAGCAACUUGGUGAUGAAAAUAGCAGUCUGAAAGAACGACUUCAGACAGCAGAUGAUACCAUUGAACGACAGAUGAAACAGAUUGAAAAUCUAACCUUACAGCUUGGAGAGGCAGAGAGGAAUCUUGCAGAGAAAGAAGAAGAUAUGGAGUCUUUAGACAAAUCAUCUAAAGAUGAGCUCAACACACUGAAGGCAAAACUAGCCAGAACCACAAGUGAAGCAACCACUUUGAAAGAGGAACUGUCUGAAACAAAGCAAAGACUUAACAAGAUUAUGUCUGACCACAAGACUAAUGAAAUCAGUUAUCAGGAAAAGCUAAUGGCAGAGUCUGGCCGCAGCAAGAGUGCUGAAGAAGAGAAGGAACUAUUGCGUGAACAGAUUGUUGACUUGAGAAAGGAUCUUGAAGCAUCACUGGCAGCUAGUAUGAGCAGAGAGAAAGAAACCAUGGAACAGACUGCAGCUUUGGAAAAAGAGAAGGAAAAUCUAGCAAGAGAACUUGCCUCUUACAUCAAUAAGGAAAAGGACAAGUCAAAGAAAACUGAUGAGCUAACUGUACAGUUACAAUCAAUGGAAAAUGAAAAGACUUCCCUUCACGCUGUUGUGUCCACACAAGAAAGACAGAUUAGUGAUCUCAAUAUUAAGCUGGAGAAAAUGGAUGAGAAGUGUGCUGAGUUUGAAGAGCAACUGCAAAAAGAACAGAACAGAACUUUAGAGUUAAGCACACGAUACGAAUUCACUCAAGAGAGCAGCAGCUCUGCUAAACAAGAAGUAGAUCAGCUUAAAGAGGAGGUGAAAGUGAUGUCUGCACAACUUCUUAGACAGCACAAUGCUUCCUUGGAUAGUCAAGCCAAGUAUGAGAGGCUAAUUGUGGACAUGCGCAAUGAGAUCGAGCGUGAACGAGAGAAAUCCUCCGCAGAGCGUCACUCCUUGGCGAGUCAGUUAGAGCAAGCAACCCGGGAAAGUAAAGAUUUAAGUGCACUUUUACGAGAAAGAGAUGAGGAGCUUAUUGCCCUUCGUGCAGAGCUCACCAACGCUAGUCACACUGGAACCAAGGCUUCUACAGCUCUGGAGUUUGAGAGCAAAAUGAGAGGAAGCCUGGAAAACAGGACAGCGCAACUAGAGAAUGAGCUCAGUAAGGCCUGGGAACAAAUUAAGGAAUUGUCUGAGAAGGGAUCCAUGUUGGAGACAACAAAGAGGCACCUAGAAAUUGAACUGGAUAAGAAAAUGCAGCAGCUGCGUCAAACAGAAAGUACACUUCAUAGGAGACAAGCGGAACACACUGCAGUUCUGGUUGCUAAGGAUACUGCUCAACAACAAGCAGAGCAGGCUGAGACUAAGUUGGCAGUUUUAAGGCACGAGUUCGAGGGAAUCAGUGAAAAGUUGGAGCUCACACAAUCAGAACUGAGGCUUGCAAAUGAGCAACUGGCUGAAAUGAAGCUUACUUCUGAAGAAAAUAACACUCUAAGAGUUCAUCUGGAAGAGGAAGAGGUUAACAAGGGAAUACAACAUCAAACUGUUCAAGAACUAGAAAAACAAGUCGAACUUCUUCGUGAUAGAGAUGCUCAGCUGCAAUACACAGUCAAAGAACAAGAGGCUAAGAUAGAGGCGUUGAAACAGAAAGUCAGGAAUACUGGAGAUAAGCAUAAGCAAAAGGAAGAUGAUGCAAAGUCUCUGACAGAAAGAGUGAACGAGUUCCAACAAGAAGUGGAGUACUUACAGGGAGAGUUGGUUAACGCUGCGGAAAGAAUUGAUCAACUACAGAGGAAAAACGACGAGAGAAAAACCAAGGCUCAUGCCACAAUCAGAUCACUUAAGGAUAGAUUUGCACGUGAAAAGAGAAACCUCGAAUCCACAGUGCUGUCCUUACAGAGCAGUUUGGAGCUGACUCAGGAGAGAAUGAACAAGGAGGAAGAACUUAAGGGCACAACACAGGCCGUUCAAAAGCAGCUCAUGGGAGAGAAACGAGAGCUACUUGCGAAAUUAACGGACAGCGAGGAGGUUAUCCGGGAACAUCUGAGAAGUUUACGCCAAAGGGAGGCUGCACUGAACGCGUUGGAAAAAGAGAAUUUUGAACUCCACGACAAAGUUAACUUGCUAGUGCAAGAAAAAAGUACCAUAUCAAGAGAACUUGAGAAAACCAAGGCUCUUCUAUCAAGUUCAUAUACAAGCCCCAAAGCAUCAGGACCCAUUGACUCUCAAGCACUUCAGAGCGCUUUGGCGCGCCUGAAUCAGGUGGAUACACUGGAGAGGUCCUUUUCAUCGAGCUCUCCUGACUUGUACUCCCCUGAGCACAGGUCCCCAGAAAGAACCAUGGCAGGUAACGCACUGAAUGGUUCUUUCAACGGUUCAUAUCGGCCGGGACAGAUGAAUAGCACAGUACAAUGAUACAUUGGGUACCCUGUGCACACAUACUGUGGACGCUUCUGUGAACAAUCCUGCAUGCGUACGUCAAGAGCGGGGUUCCUUUAUAACAAAAACACAUAUUUUUGUAUUUGUUUUAUUUUGUGAAAACAACAGUCCUUAGAUGGAAAGAGAUCAUCAACUGAUACUGGCGAAAAAGGAGCGAAAAUAUAACCGCUACCCAAAUAGGAAGCAAUCCCUAUUUGGUUUCCUCACUUUUGGAGUGUUACUGUUACAGUUUACACCAUCUGUUGAUAAGGAGAUUGUUGAAAUGACCGGAGAGUGAUCUCAAGCCUAUUACUUGCACCUAGAAAUUGAGAGCGAUUAUUUAUGAACCAUUCAGUCUUGUCUCUUGAUACAUCCUGCAACCACCAAACUGACUGAGAUAAGGAUGAACGGGAAAAAGGAUCGCUGACUAGUUUUUUUGUUUGUUUGUUUGUUUG
This is a messenger RNA of Pocillopora verrucosa, 4222 nucleotides long. RefSeq names its product putative leucine-rich repeat-containing protein DDB_G0290503. The record is from RefSeq and is a predicted model, not a curated record. Lineage: Eukaryota; Metazoa; Cnidaria; Anthozoa; Scleractinia; Pocilloporidae.